Molecule: messenger RNA, 1245 nt
Organism: Bactrocera oleae (olive fruit fly)
Lineage: Eukaryota; Metazoa; Arthropoda; Insecta; Diptera; Tephritidae
Product: NAD(+) hydrolase ApTIR
Source: RefSeq, a predicted model, not a curated record
UUGCCGCAGUCCCUUUGACGCAGAUAUCUUAAUUGCAGCAGCUCGUCUAUUCGCAGGUAUCAGUGGGUGCCGAAAUAUUGGAAUCUUUGCUAUUGUUGUGAUAUUUUUGCAAGCGGUUGAAAUGGACGUAGCCAAGCAAAAUCUGUAUAAAAAGGCUUCGCAUUUCCAGCGCUGAUUCAGUUUGUGUCUUCCACUUGUUUCAGCAGUCAAGCUUGAAAGUAUCUAUUAUUUCAGCUCUCCACACUACUCGGCAGUUAACUAACGGAAUAAGAAUUCAAAUACAAAAAUGUCCACUAUGAUCACACAUGUCUUCUUGCUGUACGCCAUCGGCUUCAUUGCCAUAAGUGCAGGUGAGGGAAAUGUAGAGGUAAACCCCUUAACAUCGGAGAAGUCUUUGAAUCGCCGCAGUCUGUCUGGAUUUGGCAGCGAGUCAGGACACACAGUAGCUAUCAGUGCUAACCCUUGGUUGGGUGGCGGCAAUAAUGCACAUUUCAGUGGCGGUUUUGGGGACCUAGCUGUUAGCGGCUGGAAUCCUUGGAAGAAUUUUGGUGCGAGUCACAGCUCGGCGCCGUCACCCAGCGAAGUGGCUAAUGCCAUUGCCUCCGCAAAACAAGCUUCAGCCAAUGUAUUAAUUUCGCAACAACAAAUGCAGGCCGCUAAAGAGAAUGUGCUCAAUCAACAACGCAUGGCUAUGGAGAAGGAAACUGCUGCCGCUAUACUCACACAAAAAUCCGAGGCAGCUGCCGCUAUUCAACGCUCCGAAGCAGCGGCGGCCGCACAAGCUGUAGUGUUGGCGCAGCAACGAUUGGCCGCGUCAAAAGCUGCGGUGGCGCAUCAACAACGUAUUGCUGCAGCGCGUGAAGCUGAAGCAGCAUCGGCAUUGCAACGAUCGGCUCAUGCGGCUGCGGCUGAGAUACAGAAAACCGAAUAUGAAGCCUCCAAACUGGGACAAUAUACACGAAACGGCAAUGCUGGGGCGGCACAUCAUCUCACCUUGACCAAGGAUGUGGCAUUCAGUCCCAUAACGGCAGGCACCAAUCAUGUACCCAAUGUGCAGUCAUUUGGUCCAUGGGCGAGCAGUGGAGGCAAGGGAUCGAUUGGUGGUGGUGCUGGAUCCGGUGGUUGGCUCUAAACCGCUCAAUUUAAGCUUCAAAAUAUCCACAUAUGUUUAUUAGACUCUAUUCAACAAUUUGUUAUAACUAAUUUGUAUAUUCCAUUUUUGCAAUAAAAAAGCAAUUCGCUACA